Messenger RNA from Sinocyclocheilus anshuiensis, 3287 nucleotides. Its product is annotated as GAS2-like protein 3. The coding region runs from base 230 to 2023 and encodes 597 amino acids. The transcript is spliced from 9 exons. NCBI's taxonomy places the organism in Eukaryota, Metazoa, Chordata, Actinopteri, Cypriniformes, Cyprinidae. Gene Ontology annotation, cellular component: actin filament. The record is from RefSeq and is a predicted model, not a curated record. Gene Ontology annotation, biological process: actin crosslink formation. Gene Ontology annotation, molecular function: cytoskeletal adaptor activity; actin filament binding; microtubule binding.
GAAUUUCAGAUCUGCGCUCUGAUUGGCUGUUUUGAACCGCGAAUCCCUCUCAACUGAACAUUCCAAGACGCGUGGAUGAGAAGCAGCUCCAGCUCCAGCUGAUGCUGGGACCGGCGUACACGCCCCUGCAGCCGCGGAGCGAAACCUGAAUGAAGACGACUAGUUACUGACACACACCUAGACACACACAUUCAACGCUGAAUGUGGACGUGAAUCUCUCUUGUAACUAAUGAUGGCAGUUCAGGCUGGUUUGCAGGCUUGGUUCGGCGAGAAGUUUGAUGUCCCGUUACAGAGUCCUCGCGGCCUGCUCUCUCCCCGGCCCGGCCCGGGUCUGGCUGAUGUGUUCCAUUAUGACCAGUGGUUGGCUGUGCGACACGAAGCCACGCUGGUACCUAUGCAGGAGUAUCUGGCCAUCUGGCUGAGUGGCAUGCUGGGCGAGCAGGUGACAGCCGAACGCUUCAUGGAGGAGCUGGACAACGGUGUCAAACUGUGUUGCCUGGUUGGAAUUCUGCAGAGUAAAAUCCCACAGGACUCGGAAACAAAGCUGCCCUUAAAGAAAAUCCAGUUCAAGAAAAACGCCUCCCCUGGAUCGUUUUUCGCCCGCGACAACACAGCGAAUUUUCUGUCCUGGUGUCGUCACAUAGGAGUGGACGAGACCUAUCUGUUUGAGUCUGAGGGUUUGGUCCUGCAUAAAGAGCCGCGGCAGGUGUGUCUGUGCCUGCUGGAGAUCGGACGGGUCGUCUCCAGGUUUGGGAUAGAGCCUCCGGUUUUGGUUAAACUGGAGAAGGAAAUCGAACUGGAGGAAAGUCUAAUGAUGACUGAUCACUCGUCUCCAGUGAAAACAUUCACUGUGUGCUGUCAGCAUGGAGCCCUGUAUCACGCUGAUUGUGCGGACCAGGACGACCCUCCCUGUAACUGCACACAGAAGUUUUCCAUCGAGUAUCUGUCAGAGGGACGCUACAGGCUCGGAGACAGGAUCCUGUUCAUCAGGAUGCUCCAUGGGAAGCAUGUGAUGGUGCGUGUCGGUGGAGGUUGGGACACUCUGAAAGGGUUUCUGCUGAAAUACGACCCCAAUCGCUUGCUGCAGUUCACCACUCUAGAGCAGAAGAUUCUAUCCUAUCAGAAAGGCCCGUCCGGCCCAGGCCCCGCCCACACCGUGCAGGCCGCGCAGCCGCCCACGAUGGACCCCAUCGCAGCCGUUAACCUCCUCCCAGAAUCAUCCUCUUCAUCGUCAUCCUCCAUGACGUCCGUGUUUAAACCCAACCCGCACACGCCCCGCGGCGUUGCCCAAUCGCCAGCUUCAACGCCCCGCAGCGUCACCCAAUCACCCGCUUCCACGCCCUUAAUGCCUCGUAAGGCUGCCGCACCCAAGAAGAUUUUUCACACACCCACAGCUUCACCGAGAACCACCCCUCUUUCAUCGCCCGUCCCGAAAAGAAGCCCGCUUCCCCAGUCAACCCCGACUGGGGUUUCCCAAAAAGCCCCUUCCGCCACCUCCAAGACCAAACUGCACCCGCGUGGAUCUCCAUCUCAACCUCGCAGUCCCGUCUGUCCCGAACCCACCUGCAAGCUGCCUAAACCUUCAGCCCCACCGACAUCUGCGCAGAAACCUGCCCAGCGCAACAGCCGCCCUCCUCCGGCACCCGUCAGCUCGCGGCUCGCCCAGAGACGCCCUCCUUCCCCUGCCUCCGCCCUGCACUUAGAUUCUAGGAACGGCCGUCCCGUUUCCCCUCGCUUGGCUCCGAAUGACCCCAAACAGACGAUUGCUCUCGCAAAACCUUCUGUGACCUGCAAGAGUAAAUCUGUAGAGCAGAACACAGCUGGUGCUACGCGAACCGUCGCGUCUGUCAACGUUAAAACGACCCAGAGGAAACCUCUAGUCAGCAGUAACCCUCCUGUCCAGAGCACCGCUACUAAACCAGCACCUACGAGCACUACCCACAAACACACGGCACGGACGAAACCCAGCAAACGUGACGAACCCUACUUUGAGAUGAACAGUAAGAGAAGGGUAAAGAACUAAGAAUGCUGGGGUAUUAUUCUGAUGCCAUAUUUAAUUUUAUUUAAGUGAAAAUGAGGCUGUGACGUGUGCAGUCUUUUUGAUUUGUUGUAUGUUUUAAAUGUCAAAAAUACGUUUUCAAACAUUAAAAAUAUGUUUCUAGUGGCCAAGCUAAGAAAAUGAGACCACAACCUAUAAACACACUACACAUCUAUCUUUAACAGCCUCAUUUUCAUUUACAUUAAAUUAAAUAUGACAUAAUCUGUUUUCUUGGCAUCUGACAAAAUGUUCCUCUCAAGCUUUCAUUUGUGCCAUGCUAAAAAUCAUCAGGAUAUGCCUGGAAAUGGAUACAUUUUACAUAAAAAAAAUAAUAAUAAUUUACACGUUUUUAAUUUCCUCUUUAGCUACUGCAAGCAUUUAUAGGUUUAGCUUAAUUGUUUAAAAUCAUGCACGGUUAUCUGCAAACUCAUAUCAUCGUUGUCAUCGUUUGUGUUUAAUAAGUUAUUUUAAGUCAGUUCAUAUCUGUUACGCGAUCUGAUUUGACUCCUUAUUCAGUUAUAAAUGGAUCAACAUCACUUAUUAAUUCCACAAAUCAUUUAUUCGCUGUAUGUCAAUGUACUUCAUAAGAAAAACCAGCAGAAUGUUAUAAAGCAGUAUGUGUGUGUGUUUAAUGUCUUCAUGUAUGAUGCAGAAGCAGAUGCACUGCAGGGCGUUCAGAUCAUGUGAUCACGUAAUGCUUGCAAAUGUCUGCUGUUCUGUUUCCACUUCAUAUUUACAUUAAGAGCACUGUUACUGUAUUACAUAAGAAACACAUGUAGAUGGAAAUCCACUCCUGUCAUUUCAGCUCUGAUCUGACACCCCAUAAUAUGCAGAAACACAUCUCUACGGCAACCAAAUUGAAAUUCAUGUUUGAAUCUUGAAUGGCAUCGUUUUAGAGCACAUUUUAAAAACUAUUUUAGAGUAUUUAGGGUUUAUGUGCUUUAAAUGUGUGUUUGUUGGAAUAUAUGUGUGGUUUAUUAUCAAGAACUGUAUUUAGUCAGGAUGGUUAGUUUGGCAGGUACUGCGGUUUAAUUUGUAUGUUUUAAGUUGGUCAAACAGCCAGCUGUUAUUAAAUGAAAUGCUACCUCCUUUACGCCACACAAAUACUACUGACUCAGUCUUGCCCAUAAACACCUGAGCUUUUAUUUUAUUACACCGUCCAGAACAAUGCUAAAUAUUUUCCAGUGUGUGGCCUAUACAGAAAGGUUUUUAUAAAUAUUAAUUUUAUGUGUAAGAGUAAUUGUUCUCU